Messenger RNA from Dunckerocampus dactyliophorus (ringed pipefish), 2065 nucleotides. It is a transcript of the gene bmp8a, whose product is annotated as bone morphogenetic protein 8a. Gene Ontology annotation, molecular function: cytokine activity; growth factor activity. The transcript is spliced from 7 exons. Bases 65 to 1570 code for a protein of 501 amino acids. NCBI's taxonomy places the organism in Eukaryota, Metazoa, Chordata, Actinopteri, Syngnathiformes, Syngnathidae. Gene Ontology annotation, cellular component: extracellular region. Gene Ontology annotation, biological process: SMAD protein signal transduction. The record is from RefSeq and is a predicted model, not a curated record.
UGAAGCUCCGCUUGUUCAAGUUGUCUUUGUUGUUCCCUCUGAGAGGUCAGCUGGGAUCAUCCCGAUGAGACAAUCUCAGCACCACCUGCUCUUCCCUAAAGGUCUGCAGCUGGUCCUCGCCCGGAAGGAGGAGAUCUGCAUUGGGGGAGUGGGGAGACGAGCGGAGGAGGUGAGCAUCUCCUCCAAGGUGGAACACGCUGACGAGACAGGAAGUAGAAGACGACAAAGUGUCAUGGCCUCACAGGAGUCCUUCAGCUUCUCCUGCAGGAAGUCUCCACAGCGACACAUGACCAGAAGGAGCAGCCAGGUUCUCCUCCACCUCCUCCCCAGGACGCUGCUGCUGCUCCUCCUCGCCCAGCAGGCGCAGGCAGCCCUCCACUCAAGCUUCCGCCGCCUUAGCGGCCGCGAGAAGAAGGAGAUGCAGAAAGAGAUCUUGUCCAUCCUGGGCCUGCCGGGCCGGCCCAGACCCCACCCGCCGCUCAGGCCGCCCUCCUCGGCGCCGCUCUUCAUGCUGGACCUGUACCACGCCAUGGCUGUGGACGGCGAGGAUGACGGCAACGACAUCAUCGGGCCCGUGGUCAAGCUCAGAGGCGGAGAGCGUCGGGCGGCUGCCCACCACCCGGCGCUGCCCACCCUCAGCACGCACACGCCGCCGCUCGGCACCGUGGUCACCGAGGCCGACACUGUUAUGAGCUUCGUCAACCUGGUGGAGCAGGAGCGAGACCUCCUGCAGCCUCGUCCGUACUGGAAGGAGUUCCGCUUCGACCUAACCCCGCUCCCGCAGGGCGAGACGGUGACCGCCGCCGAGUUUCGCAUCUACAAGACGCUAACGUUGGGCCAGCGGGCGAACAGAACGUUGCACAUCUCCGUCUACGAGAUCCAGAGAGACAACAGACACAGGGAUCCUGAGCUGGUCCUGCUGGACAUGCAGUCCGUGCCUGCAGGCCAGGAAGGCUGGUUGGCGUUUGACGUCACCUCAGCCUCCAACCACUGGCUCCUGCACCCACGUAGCAACCUGGGCAUCCGUCUCUACGUGGAAACGGAGGAAGAUCGCUCCCUCUCGGCGGCCUGGAUCGGACUGGUGGGCCGCAGAGGUCCUCGCUCCAAGCAGCCUUUCAUGGUGACCUUCUUCAGGGAGAGCCAGAUCCCCUGUCGACCCCCUCGCGCCGUCAAGACACACCCCCGCAGGAAGAAGCCCAAAUAUGACCUUCCUGUCCCCAGCAUUCAUAAUCGAAGUCCCAUCAACAGUGGAGGUCAGCCGUGUAAAAAACACGAGCUCUACGUCAGCUUCAGUGACCUGGGAUGGAAGGACUGGGUUCUGGCCCCCACAGGCUAUUCGGCCUACUACUGUGAUGGAGAGUGUUUCUACCCUCUGGGCGCCUGCAUGAAUGCCACCAACCACGCCCUCAUCCAGCAAGUAGUUCACCUUCUCAAACCAGACGAGGUCCCCAAGGCGUGCUGCGCCCCCACCAAGCUGAGCCCCAUCUCUGUGCUCUUCUACGACGACAACAACAACGUGAUCCUCAAGAAGCAUCGCAACAUGGUGGUGAAGACGUGCGGGUGCCUAUGAACGCACACGACGCUGACUGGACACUUUCUUGGCAAUGUUUAGCCAGCACACACGUUCAUCUUGUUUAAAUAUCAGCGAGUGCACACACAUACCCUUUCCUUUUCCGACAUGCUGCUUUUAUUUUUACGACAAGCCACUUUACACAAUUGUGUAUACUCUGUAAGCUAAAUAGUCAUUUAAAAAGGCAUACAAACAUGAAGACUGGUCACGUGACAUACAAAGUUGGAUUUAUUGAAAUGUUUACAAAGAAAGGUACAUCUAAAGUAACUUUUGGUAUGUUUGUGUGUUGUUGAAGUCAUCAGCUGCAAGAAAUGAAAUGGAAAGUAAUGAAGGUCAUUAAUACUCGUUGUGGCUGAUGAGUGUCAGCGAGAAGAAGAGUGAAAGGUAAACUUAUUGCGUUGAUGUAAGGACGUGCGUCCAAGGAGGACCACAGUGACUUGAGGUACCCUUGUGGCAUCCCGCUGACUGACUGAGGAGCGGCAGCAGAGCCGUUUA